Molecule: messenger RNA, 1875 nt
Organism: Dioszegia hungarica
Lineage: Eukaryota; Fungi; Basidiomycota; Tremellomycetes; Tremellales; Bulleribasidiaceae
Product: putative phytase
Exons: 9
Coding region: 1-1875 (624 amino acids)
Molecular function (GO): acid phosphatase activity
Source: RefSeq, a predicted model, not a curated record
AUGCCCAGCCAAAUCCAAGAUCUCGAAGCGUACGAGCUCCAGCCCGCGUCAGACUCCGCAUCGUCCCCUCUCCUCCCUUCAUACUCGUCUUCACUCCCCCGAUCGUCCUCGCCGCCCCUCACUCUUGGCCGCAAACCUCAGCAUGCGCACAAGAAGCGGUCGGGACGGACGUGCCGUGCGCUGCUGAUCGUAUGGUCCCUGGUCGUCCCUGCGUUGCUGGGCGGGGCGCUGUUCGGGUGUUACACGGGCCAAGGGAGGGAUUGGGUCAGUGGGAUCAAAGACUGGGAGGCUGUGCCUCAGGAUGUGAAGGACUGGCUGGAUAAGGUCGUUCCAGGCGAGCGUGUAGGGGGUUUGGAGCGCCCGGAUCCAGGGAUGUUCCCUACGAAUAUCGGCUACGCUGGACCUACACCCACAGGCAAGGAGCCCGCGAUGCUACUCACCGCCCCCCACGCCCCUCUGCACACAGCCAUCCCCCCUCUCCUCCCCCCCACAUCCCACAACCCAAGCCACAAGUCCAAACCAAUCCAACACCUCUGGGGCAAUCUCUCACCAUACCACUCCGUCACGCACGGCUUGGGCGAUACAUCCGCUCUCAUACCGGCAGGAUGUGAAUUGACGGAACUGCACUGGUUGCAAAGGCACGGUGCGCGGUAUCCUACUUCGUCAGAAGGCGGGCCGGCGGAAUUGGCGGGCAAGUUGCGGGCGAUGAGGGGGUGGAAGGCGAGUGGGGAGUUGAGAUUCCUGGAGGAGUGGAAGUGGAGAUUAGGGGCGGAGGUGUUGACGCCGUUUGGAAGGGAACAGCUGUUCGACCUCGGUGUCGCCGCUAGAGUCAAGUAUGGGUUCCUACUCGAUAAGAUGAAGGGUAGACUCCCGGUAUUCCGGACGGAAAGCCAAGAUCGCAUGCUCAAGUCCGCUCAGAACUUUGCUGCCGGCUUCUUCGGCAUACCUGCGGAAGAGCAGUACAAUCUCGAAGUAAUGAUCGAAUCGCCCGGUUUCAACAAUACGCUGGCGCCGUGGAACACUUGCGACCGCGGCAGCUGGAACUACACCACCGUCAACGCCAAGCUACACGAAUGGGACGAGAUCUUCCUCAAGGAUGCGCGCAAGCGAUUACAGAAAGAUCUCCGCGGGAUGGAAUUGACACUCCUGGACGUCAGGCGAAUGAUGGAUGUGUGCCCCUACGAGACCGUCGCGCUCGGCUACUCGGAGUUUUGCGGUCUGUUCACUGAGAAAGAGUGGAAAGGGUACGAGUAUCGCUGGGAUCUGUUUUGGUGGUACUCUUCUGCGUUUGGGUAUAAGAAUGCCCGAGCGCAGGGGAGGGGCUGGGUGCAGGAGCUGGUAUCGAGGUUGACGCAUAGUGAGUUACCCCAGUACGUCGACUUUACACACGACGCCCACUUCUCCUUACUCCUCCCUACCCUCAACCUUACCACAUUCGCCGAAGCCGGCCCGCUCCCUUCGGACCAUAUCCCCAAACAUCGCACAUUCGUCUCAUCCGAGAUUAUGCCGUUCGCGACCAACAUGCAGGUGCAGGUACUGACUUGCGGCGCCCGGGGGAAGGGCGAGGUUGAAGAUGGGGACGAUAAGGAGGAGCACGAGCAGGAGCACGAACACGAGCACGAAGGAGAGGAGAAGGAGGAGGAAGGCGAGACUGUGAGAGGGACCAGGGGAACCGGCGGUUCUGGGAGGAGAUCGCGAAGGCGGGACGUCUCGGAAGGGCGAAAAGUCAGGAUUGUGCUUAAUGACGGGGUGGUGCCUCUGACGGGUAUCAGGGGUUGCAAGGAGGAUGAAGACGGGUUGUGCGAUCUGGGAGCGUUCGUAGAGAGCUUGAGCGAGUUGAUGGCCGGCGGGGAUCCGAAUGGGGUUUGUAGGUGA